AUGGCAACAGCAACAGCAGCAGCCGCUUCAACCAACGACGUCAAAUACCUGGUCUUGCUAUUGCUCAUUGUACAGAACAGUGCUUUGAAUCUCGUCAUGCGCUACACUCGAGCAAGUGUCCCCAGCGAUCAGCAAUACCUCGCAUCCACUGCCGUCUUUAUGAAUGAAUGUGUCAAGCUGGUCGUGUGUUUCGGUGCAUUGUAUACAAUGACAUGUCGGCGGUCCUUUUCUCGGCUGGUGAAGCUCCUGCACCAUGAAUUUAUUACACAGUGGCCUUUUGCCGUAAAGACGGCCGUCCCUGCCAUCAUCUACCUGAUACAGAACAAUCUUCAAUAUGUGGCUGCUACGCACUUGGAUGUUGCUACGUUUGCCGUCUUGUAUCAACUCAAACUACUUACCACUGCAUUCUUCAGCCGUAUCGUACUCAACAAGACUUUAUCACAAAUCAAAUGGGCGGCCCUGGGUUUGCUGACUAUUGGCAUCGCGCUGGUCGUUUUGCCAAAAGAAGAAGUCGUUGAAGAAGCAUCAUCAUCAUCUGCCACUGAAUCGAUCGGCAAUCAAUCCAGUGUACAAGGCUAUGUGGCCGUCCUAGUGGCAUGUGUCCUUUCAGGUUUAGCAGCCGUCUAUACCGAAAAGAUCCUCAAAGGAGGUUCACCCACACCAGCAGCAGCACAACGAUUACCUUUGGAUGUGGGAGGUGACAAAAAGGAUGGUAAUGAUAUGAGCGUAUGGUGGAUCAAUAGCACACGUCUCGCGGCUUUUUCGGUGGUGUUGGGCGUUGCUACCUUGAUUCAAGAUGUUCCCACCAUCAUGGAAAAAGGGUUCUUUGUACAUUAUACGCCAAUGACAUGGUGUGUCAUUUUGAUCCAAGCGAUUGGUGGUCUUAUUGUGGGUCUCGUAGUCAAAUUUGCUGAUUCGAUUCUCAAGGGAUUUGCUACCAGCUUCAGUAUCAUCCUCUCAAGUUUGGUGAGCGUAUGGCUCUUUGGAUUUACCAUCACUGGCACGUUUAUCAUUGGCACUGGAUUUGUGAUUUAUGCAACCUACUUGUAUGGAUUAUAA
Molecule: messenger RNA, 1059 nt
Organism: Lichtheimia ornata
Lineage: Eukaryota; Fungi; Mucoromycota; Mucoromycetes; Mucorales; Lichtheimiaceae
Exons: 4
Coding region: 1-1059 (352 amino acids)
Biological process (GO): pyrimidine nucleotide-sugar transmembrane transport
Cellular component (GO): Golgi membrane
Molecular function (GO): pyrimidine nucleotide-sugar transmembrane transporter activity
Source: RefSeq, a predicted model, not a curated record